Molecule: messenger RNA, 2877 nt
Organism: Saccharomycopsis crataegensis
Lineage: Eukaryota; Fungi; Ascomycota; Saccharomycetes; Ascoideales; Saccharomycopsidaceae
Gene: MDR1
Product: GTPase-activating protein MDR1
Exons: 1
Coding region: 1-2877 (958 amino acids)
Source: RefSeq, a predicted model, not a curated record
AUGUCUUUUUUACUGGCAUUGAGGUCAAAGGUAUCUGAACUUGGUCUCUUUGAUCAGGCAAAUGCUGAGAAGAAGCCUAGUAGAGACGAGUUAUUCAGAGACGAGUUUCAUUUACCUGAAAGCCAAACAAUUCAAAUUGACUCGGCCGCUGAGGUUUCAUUACACUAUAAUGAAACCGCUAAGAACUCCCAAGAUUUUUCAAGUCCAACCACCAGUCCAUUGGUCAAUGGUGAAUCUCACGUAAACCAUAAUGACGUAUUCUGGUCAGGUAGGCUCUUUUUGACCGAACAGUACUUGAUAUUCAAAGAUGGCUUCAAUGGGCGUGAUUUUAAUUUCACCAUUCAUUUAUCAACAAUUAGAAAAGUUGAACGAUUGCCCCUGAAAUCCUAUGUUUUUGGAUUGAUUAUCACUACGUUUUCUGGGUUGCGUCUUACCAUUCAAUUCAUUGGGAUAAGGUCCAAUUCAGAACGGUUCUCUCUAUUAUUGAAAAAAUCUUUGGACACAAACUUGGGUUGUGUCAAACAAUUGAAGCCAUUCUUAAAGACGUUAUAUUCUGAAUAUUUAAUGUUCAAGAACUCUCCUGCUGGACAAGAUCUGGAUUUACAAAUUCCGGCUGGCGGUUUAGGCUUGAUGUUCAAGUUUCCGGGAAAUACCAAAAAGUUGAGAGAUAAAUCAAAGAUGAGGUUGUGGUUUGAGUUCAUGAAAGUCAAUGGCCGCAACUUGAAUAUCGUGAAACAAGAAAUGUUUUAUAAGUUGAUCAGGGUCGGCUUACCAAACAGACUAAGAGGAGAAAUUUGGGAACUAUGUUCUGGGUCUAUUUAUUCUAGAUAUGAAAAUAUAGGGAUUUAUCAACAGAUCUUGGAUGAUAAUGCCGAUAAGACCUCAAUUGCCAUUGAAGAAAUUGAGAAAGAUUUGAACAGAUCGUUACCAGAGUACGCAGCUUAUCAAUCAGAUGAAGGGAUCUCCAGAUUGAGAAGAGUAUUGACAGCUUAUUCCUGGAAAAAUCCUGAUGUUGGAUACUGUCAAGCAAUGAAUAUCGUGGUGGCAGAAUUGUUGAUUUUCAUGUCCGAAGAGCAAGCGUUCUGGUGUUUAUGUACUUUAUGUGACAAGUACACUCCUGGAUAUUAUUCAAAAACUAUGUAUGGUACUUUAUUAGAUCAAAGGGUGUUUGAAGCCUUGGUCGAGAAAACCAUGCCAAUACUAUGGGAGCAUAUAACACACAAUGAUAUUCAAUUAUCAAUCAUCUCAUUGCCAUGGUUUUUGUCAUUAUUUAUCAAUUCUAUGCCUUUAGUUUUCUCGUCUAGAAUCAUCGAUAUAUUAUUCUUGCAAGGCCCUAGAACCUUAUUUCAAGUUGCUUUAGCCAUUAUGAGAGUUAAUGGAGAAAAAUUGUUGAAAACUACAGAUGACGGUUCUUUUAUCCAAGUUAUCAAAAAUUAUUUUGGGAAAUUGGAUGAAUCAGCACACCCAACCUCCAAAAACGAAACCUAUAGACAAAUAACCAACUUUCAAGAAUUGUUGGUGGUUGCUUUUAAGGAAUUCCAAGAUAUUACCAAUGAUACAGUCAAAUCUUAUCGUAGAAAGCAUAAGAAUAGUGUUUUCCUGAACAUUGAAAGCUUCAUUAAACGUACACAAAUUAGAAACUUACCCAAGCUACCAAACUUGGAUACCAAUAAUUUAUCCAAUAUUUACGACAGAUUUUACCAGGUCUUAGAAACGGAUAAUAUUCAGAAGGGAACUGGAUCCAGUUUGAUGAAUUUUGAGCAAUUUGAAAAGUUCUUGUCCCAAAUUACCGGCUGGGUUAUUGUUUCAAACGUGGCAGACAGUAAGAACCAAGAGGAAUUUUUGCACCGUUUAUUCGUCUCUUGGGAUUCGGAGUUUCAAGGGGGUUUGGCGCUCUCCGAUGUUGCUAUAGGUCUUAACAAAUGGACUUAUAAUGACUUAAUGUCGAUGAUAAAAACGUUUUUUGAUUUGUACGAUUCUACAGGAUCUGGAUAUAUUGACAAAGAAGGAAUGUUGCAAAUGUCAGAAGGUAUUAUUUAUUUGACCAGACCGUUAAGAGAAGGCUGGGUGUUUGAUUCCAUCACUCAAAGGGAAAUUGACCAAGUAAUUGCCAAAAGAAUGAAUGAAUACAAGAAAUUAUUAGCAGAAAAUCCAGAUAACGAAGACGUUAUUUCGCCACCGAAUCUAACUGUGGAUGAGCAGUUUUAUAGACACAGACAAGGUGAACGUUAUUUGUCUGCUGCUAGCAAAUUCCUUCAAAAUUGCUUUUCUUAUGCCAGACCUGAACAGGAGAUUGAUGAACUUAAAACAGAAGACCAUCUUAUCAGCAUUCACGAUGAUGAUAGAAAGUCGGAUUAUGGAGAGUUAGCCACAGAGGAAUAUAUUGAUGAAAAAGAUAAGAAAAAGUCACAAUCUUUGAAGGCAAAUAAGGCGUUAGAUCCAGAUCAUCCUUUGGCAAUGGACCUUCCAACUUUCAGAAUGGUGAUUUUGGCUGAUGAGUCAUACGAAUUAUUCUUUGGAGAAAUUCUUGCCAGCUCCAUCGAUAUUAAUAAGCCGAUUAAAAAUGCUCAAUCGCAUUUUAAUAUCCGUAAUAUGUUUGAUACUCUUGUUGCCGACGGUAGAAAAGUUGCUAAUGAAGUUAGACGCCGAAUUGACGAUGUGCAAAGCAUUACCUCUCCAACUGCUUCAACAUUCAAAAGAUCUAGGGCCACCAGCUCUGCGUCUAAGCAUCAGGCCUCAGUUGAUGAAGAAGAAGAUGACGAUUUCAUUUCUUCUGAUGUUGGAACAACUGAUACUGAUUUGCUCAAGGGAGCUGAAGUUAAUGUUUUAAACGAAUCUAAGGAUAAUGCGAAAGAAAAAGAAGCAAGCUCUGCCUGA